Durio zibethinus is the source of this 862-nucleotide messenger RNA. Lineage: Eukaryota; Viridiplantae; Streptophyta; Magnoliopsida; Malvales; Malvaceae. The record is from RefSeq and is a predicted model, not a curated record.
AUGGGGUUGAAAACGGUAGUCUGUGCUAUGGUUAAUUACUGUUACUGUUCAUUAGUUAUUGUUACUCUUAUUAUUGUUCUAUCAAUCAAGGUUUUGUUUCUUCCUGUUGCUGAUCAAUGGCUGGAAUACUCCUGGACGUUUUUUCGAUCUUCUAACUUGACAUCAUUGGCGGCUAUGAAGACUUCAGAAUCAAUGAAUGACACUUUGAAUAGCAAGUUGAUUGCUAUUACUUUCUUUUUUCUAGCCGCGUCGACAACCAACGGCAAUGGUGUGAUCGAGGCGGAUAAAUCAAUCGCAGCCUUAUACUAUUACGCAAUCUUUGAAAAAUUUUGGUUUUCUUUGGAGGAAAUAGUGUUUUGCUUGAAGUUAAUACAGGUGGUGCUGAACGACAGGCUGGGGAAGAAGGUGCGGGUGAAGUGCAACGAGGACGACACCAUCGGCGACCUUAAGAAGCUGGUCGCAGCUCAGAACGGAACCAGAGCUGACAAGAUUCGAAUCCAGAAGUGGUACACCAUCUACAAGGAUCACAUCACCCUCAAAGACUACGAGAUUCACGAUGGCAUGGGCCUCGAGCUCUACUACAACUAAUCCCCCCCCCCCUUCCCUCUAAAUUCUGGUUUGAUGCCCAUAUAAAAUGGUAAAGAUGCUUUCAACAAUUGGGAGAGAUGAUUGGCAUGCCCUUGAGUGUUGAUAUCUAGAUAGUAAUAAUAUUUUGUAAUCCGUUAAUGGACCCAUACUUUAGCUAAUCCAAACAAAUAGUGAAGUACCAAAAACAUACGGUGUCAAGUUGCUGAAUAUGCAUAUCUAGUACGUCAUUGCCUGCUAUAAGGAAUAAGUGUUAUUUGUUGUGUGCUUUAUAUUA